CUGCCUCCACCGUGGUCCCCAUCCCCGGCACCUUCUCCUGGCCUCUGGCCGCCCGUGGCAAGCCCCGCCGCGGCAUGCUGCGCCGCGCCGUCUUCUCCGACGUACAGCGCAAGGCGCUGGAGAAGAUGUUCCAGAAGCAGAAGUACAUCAGCAAACCCGACAGGAAGAAGCUGGCAGCCAAGCUGGGCCUCAAGGACUCGCAGGUGAAGAUCUGGUUCCAGAACAGGAGGAUGAAAUGGAGGAACUCCAAAGAAAGAGAGCUCCUCUCUUCUGGUGGCUGCAGAGAACAGACCCUACCCACCAAGUUCAACCCUCACCCAGACCUCAGUGACGUAGGCAAGAAAUGCUCGGGAGAGGAGGAGGAGGAGGAAGUUCCCCCUGUGUGCCCACCCAGCCCCCGGCAUCCCUUACCCUACCACCAGUCCCCAGAACAUCUACACCUGAGGGACAGACUGGACUCCCAUAUGUCUCCUUCUCCAUCCCAUUCUAGCAGCCCCAGCAAACCUUCAGACUUCUCAGACUCAGAGGAAGAGGAUGAUGAAGGAGAAGAGGAAGAGGAGGAGAUAACAGUCUCUUAG
This is a messenger RNA of Pelecanus crispus (Dalmatian pelican), 578 nucleotides long. Lineage: Eukaryota; Metazoa; Chordata; Aves; Pelecaniformes; Pelecanidae. The record is from RefSeq and is a predicted model, not a curated record.